Messenger RNA from Balearica regulorum gibbericeps (East African grey crowned-crane), 1446 nucleotides. NCBI's taxonomy places the organism in Eukaryota, Metazoa, Chordata, Aves, Gruiformes, Gruidae. The record is from RefSeq and is a predicted model, not a curated record.
AUGGCCAGUACGAUUUCCAAGAAUUCCUUGGAGAGCUCCCUGCGGCAACUAGAAUGUCAUUUUACAUGGGAUUUGCAGAAGCAGGAUGUGGAUCUCGAUGACCUAGAGGAAACAAUAGGUGAUCAGAUUGAGUUUUUAAUGAAAGCCAACAUCACAAAUUACAAUCUACUAUCAUAUGUAUGCCAUCUAAAGAAUAUGAAUGAGGAAGCCCUGAGGAAUCUCCAAAAAGCUGAAGAAGAAAUUAAAAUAAAUCAUCCACAUGAAAUUGCCAGGAGAAGUCUUGUUACCUGGGGAAAUUAUGCCUGGAUCUAUUACUACAUGGAGAGAUACAAAGAAGCUCAGACCUAUGUGAGCAAAGUGGAAAACAGCUGCAAAAAGCUUUCAAGUACUGCUCAAUGGAAGAUUCAGCUUCCAGAGAUCUAUGCUGAGCAAGGAUGGGCAUUAUUAAAGUUUGGGGGAAAAUACUACAAAAGAGCAAAGAAUUGCUUUGAAAAUGCUCUGAAGAGUGAACCCAAUAAUCCAGAAUUUAAUGCUGGCUAUGCGAUAGCAAUGUAUCGUCUAGAAGAUUUUUCUCACAGACAAUGCGAAGACGUAAGCCAGUCCCUCAAGCCCCUGCAGCGUGCAGUGGAACUGAAUCCAAAGGAUACUUUCGUUAUGGCAUUACUUGCAUUAAAAUUUCAGGACUUCAAUAAAGUUAAUGAAGGGGAGAGAUACAUUGAAGAAGCAAUGCAGAAAACUCCUGAUCUUCCUUAUUUACUGCGAUAUGCUGCCAAAUUUUACAGAAGGAAAGGAGAAGUGGACAAGGCACUGGAGAUUUUGAAAAAGGCCCUAGCAGUGACACCAAAAUCUGCCUUUUUGCAUCACCAGCUAGGACUCUGUUACAGAGCAAAGCUGUUCCAGUUGAAAAAGACUACAAGAUAUCCACCUCAAGACCAAGUGGAGGAACUCAUCGAACUUUCCAUUUUUCAUUUUGAAACAGCGACUGAGCAAAAGACAAAGUUUUUUUCUGCCCACAUUGACUUAGCAAAAAUGUAUGCACAAGCGAAGAGGUAUGAAGAAGCAGAAGAGAGAUUUCAGAAAGCAUUUCAGAUAAAUAUUCUAUCCUAUAAUGAUAAACAAGAAUUCUUCUACCAUUAUGGCAAUUUUCAGUGUUUUCAUAUGAAAUCAGAAUCUGAAGCUAUUAGGUAUUACACAGAAGGGCUGAAAAUUGAUGAAGAUUCUUAUGCAAGAAAUAAGUGCAUAGAUGCUCUGAAGAAAUUGUUGGAACGGAGAAUUCAGAGAGGUUUAGGAGAUGCAGCAGAUUUUGGUACACUUGGACUCAUUCACAGUCUAAGUGGUGAGAAACAUGAAGCAAUUGAGUGCUACGAGACAGCCCUUGCAUUGUCUCCUGACAAUGAGAAUUAUCUGAGUGCAUUAUGUGAGCUAAGGCUUUCCAUCUCAAGCUAA